Messenger RNA from Cetraspora pellucida, 2229 nucleotides. The record is from the annotation of a GenBank genome assembly. Lineage: Eukaryota; Fungi; Glomeromycota; Glomeromycetes; Diversisporales; Gigasporaceae.
AUGAAGACAAAUUCUAAAGAACUUGCUUCAGAUUAUAAAAAACUUCUUCAGGAUGGCUAUAAUUCCGAUGUGAUUAUUCGCUUUGGCAAAGGAGAGAAUUUAAAAGAGCUUUGUGCACAUUCGCUUAUUUUAAGAGAACACUCUAGCUAUUUUAAUAGUGCUCUUUCCAGUAGAUGGGCUAAGAAAGAAGGAAAUUUUUUCAUUAUUGAAAUGAAAGAUGUGCCAAUAAAUACAUUUAAAGCUGUUUUAAGGUACAUAUAUACUACUGAAAUUUCUUUAGAUGAAUUAAGUGGUGUUGAGGUUUUGGAAUUUUUAGUGGAAACUGAUAAAUUACUACUUAUUAAUAAAGGAAUUAGUAGCAAAUUUAACAAAUUAUUUUUUUAUGUACAAGAAAAUUUGGAAAAAAUAAUACGAAGUGAUGAAAAUAGAACAUUGCAAAUCAUUUUUCAUUAUAAUAAUAUAUUCGAGAAAUUGCAUGAACCAUGCCUUCAACUUAUAUGUACUUAUCCAAAUAGAAAUCUAAGCGAAACAAAUAUUUUAAAAUAUUUGAUUCAAUGGGGUUCUGCAACUAUUCAAGAAAAAGAUAUAAAUACCUGGGAAAAAAAUGACUACAUUACAUUUAAAAAUACAAUCGGUGAACUCAUUCCUUUAAUCCGAUGGUUCAAGAUUUCAAGUAUAGAUUUUGGACAAAAUAGGCAACUCCUUCAAAAUAUUUUAUCAGAGGAUUUGUUUAACAGAGUUUUAAGCUAUUACUUGGAUCCUAGUUCUCUACCAGCGAACACAUUGCAACCACCAAGAUUUGCACCAGGAUCUACAUCAUCUAAACAAAUGGAAAUCGAAUGCGAAUCAUUUUUUAGUUCAUAUGAGGAUCUUGUUAAUAUCAAUAAAAGGCUGUUGCAAACGAAUGACCAAUAUGAUGUCAUCAUUCGUGUUAGCAAAGAUAUUGUUAGCGAAAAUUUUUCUUUCAAAGAUUUUUACGCACAUUCUCUAAUCUUAUGUGAACGUUCCUCUUAUUUCAAAAUGGCUUUAUCUAAAGUUAAAGAAGAUAGUAGUCCUUUUAUUUUUCCAAUUCAAGAUAUUUCUACAGUUGUUUUUAAAGUCAUUUUAAGAUAUUUAUAUACUACUGAAUUUGAUAUUGAAGAAUUGUAUGGUGCCAACAUAUUAAUGCUUAUUGUAGCAGCAAAUAAGAUGGAAUUUCAAGUGAUUAUUGAUUAUCUAUUAUUACCUACGAAUUUUGCCGAAACAACAUUAAGAAAGUUGAAUGGCGGAGAAGUUUUAAAACUUUUGAUAAUUAAUGAAUUUAACAUACAAAAUGCUAUUGAUCAUAUAUUAUCAAAAAAUGACAUUGUAAGGGCUAUCCUAGGAAAAUUAGAUAGUUUAGAAAUAUUAGAAAUCAUAGAAAAGACUGAGGAGUUGCAAAUUCAAGAAACAAUCGCCAAAAUAUUAUCAAAUAAGGAUUUCAUCAAUACUAUCCUAUACAAAUUCAAUGCUUACAGCAUUUUAAAUCUAAUGAGAAUACCGAACAAUAUGAAAUCUAGAAAAGCUAUUGAUGAUAUGUUAGCGAGUGAUGAUUUUAUUCAAAUUAUCCUUGAUAAAUUGAAUAUUGAACAAUUUUUACAAUUUAUGAAAACUGCCAAUGAACUACAAAAUAAAAUAAUUGUUAGUAGUCUAUUUUUAAAGAAAAACUUUAAACUUAUAGUGAAUAAAUUUCAUGGUGCUGAAAUUUUGCGUAUAUUUAUAGAAGCUAAUGUAUUGAAACUUAAGGAUUUAUUUUCCGACAUGUCAACUUUUAUAGAACAAAAUUUAGAAAAUCUUCUUCAAAAUGACGCAGUUGGUGUAUUAGAAAUUAUUUUUAAACAUGAUAUAUGUAAAUCAUUUCGGGAAUACUGUAUCUAUCUUAUAUGUCUCAAUCCAAAUUCAUUAUUUGAUAACUCGAAAUUGAUCCGAUUAGAUCGUUCCAUUUUAAUUCAUAUAUUGGAACGUGAUAACAUGGGAAGAUUAAAUGAGAAAAAUAUUUUGGACUAUCUGAUUAAGUGGGGCACUGCACAAAACGAGGAAACCUCUCAAAAGGGCAUGACGAGCUGGACAAGUCAAGAAUUCAAGAUUUUUGAGAAAGCUAUUCACGAAUUUAUUCCUUUAAUUCGUUGGUUUACGAUACCUGCAAAAGACUUUAAUCAAAUUCACUCCUUUUUAGAAAAUGUCUUACCAGAUAAUUUAUAUCAAAAUAUU